CAGGAAGCGCAGAAAGUCUCGUUGAAGCAUGUGCUUCUCUGCUGGGUCGACUCGAGCUGCCGGUGUCAUGCGAGGAUAUCUUUAGACAAUGGAAGAUGAUGACUCAGCAAGAUGAAGGGAUUGACAUUGGAGAAAGGUGCCCGGCCUGUGAUGCAGUCGUCAGAAUGGCACUCGUCGAGGACGAGCUUCGGUGGGCGCGAUGCCAGGCUGGUCACGUCUGGAAACGCUGCUCUGUCGGGAUAGCCCUCAUCACUCAAUCAAGGACCCGAAUCUGCAGCACAUGCGGAUCCGAGUUCAAGAACGCCGCCGAUGCAUCUUGUGGCGUUGAAGAAAGCCUGCUUGAGCAAAGGACGAGGACUUGCUGCAUCUGCAGGGGAGGGCGCCCAAUUCUGCACUAAGCACACACCCUCUGUCACAUACGUGCGGCAUUCGCCCAAUGAGCAAUAUUUCCUUCUUCAUCACUACAUAGGAGAGGGG
This is a messenger RNA of Acaromyces ingoldii, 477 nucleotides long. RefSeq lists its product as hypothetical. The transcript has 3 exons. Lineage: Eukaryota; Fungi; Basidiomycota; Exobasidiomycetes; Exobasidiales; Cryptobasidiaceae. Bases 96 to 398 code for a protein of 100 amino acids. The record is from RefSeq and is a predicted model, not a curated record.